This is a messenger RNA of Didymosphaeria variabile, 915 nucleotides long. RefSeq lists its product as uncharacterized. Bases 1 to 915 code for a protein of 304 amino acids. Lineage: Eukaryota; Fungi; Ascomycota; Dothideomycetes; Pleosporales; Didymosphaeriaceae. The transcript is spliced from 2 exons. The record is from RefSeq and is a predicted model, not a curated record. Gene Ontology annotation, molecular function: pseudouridylate synthase activity.
AUGGUACCUCUGGCGUCCCUCCUCGAAAGCGUUGUGCGUGUAAAUGGCGGCGUUCCCGCGACUAUAGGCAUCUUGGAUGGAGUAGCACGCGUGGGUAUGGACCCAGAGGAAUUGAUAAUGCUCACAGAGUCAGCGGGGCGGUCCACAACAUUGAAGCUAUCAAGGAGAGACCUGAGCUAUGUCUGCGGGCAGCGAUUAGUGGGAAAGAACUAUAACGGAGGGACCACGAUCUCAGCAACCAUGUUGCUGGCACACUUGGCCGGCAUCAAAAUAUUCGGUACCGGUGGCCUCGGUGGAGUGCAUCGCGGGGCCGAGUCAAGCAUGGAUAUAUCCGCCGAUCUGACAGAACUUGGCAGGACACCAGUUACUGUAGUUUCUAGCGGAUGCAAGAGCUUUCUCGACAUACCCAGAACAUUGGAAUACCUUGAGACAGAAGGUGCCUACGUCGGCACGUUCGCUGACGGGCGCAAGGGUAAUGUAGAUUUCCCUGCAUUCUGGUCGAGAGACAGUGGCGUGAAGAGUCCUACAACGGUCGAGAACGAAAUUGAGGCUGCUGCAAUAAUUCGUACGUAUUCCCUACCCAUGCAUAGAUCUUAUGGCUCACUAGGGACAGAUGCGCAACACUCACUGAACAUCUCUUCCGGACUACUAUUUGCGAACCCAGUUCCUGUAGAAAGUGCCAUUGCUAAGGAGACGAUGGACACUGUCAUUGAAGAGGCCAUACGCCAGGCUAAUGCAUCGGGGAUCACCGGCAAAGACAACACGCCUUUCGUCCUUGCGAAGAUCAAGGAGCUGACCAAGGGUGCAAGCAUACCCGCAAACAGGGCGCUUAUAGAGUCCAACGUGAGACGUGCCGCAAUUGUAGCUCGAGAACUUGCAAUACUUGAAUCAAAGCAAGACAACGCCCAAGGGUGA